AUAAAAAAAAUAGUCAAGUAAAUAUUUUUUGUAUCGCCUAUUAUUUAAUGUAAAUUAAUGUUUAAUGCUUAUUUCUGUACAUAUACGUUUAGAAUAAAUUAUGUGUGAUCUGCCUUAGUUAUUUUGUGGUGUGUGUAGUGUUUACUUUUCGUGUAUUGUGCUGGUAAAAAAAUUAUAAUCAUGUCUAAAGACAAAUGCUGCGUGGGAGGAUGCAGUAACGUCCCACCAUAUUUUAAGUUCCCUACCAGUCGGGUGAUAUUCCGCAAAUGGCUGUCAGCAUUAGGCACGCGAUGCAAGAUCAAACUGGCGGACCAUCACGCGGUGAUUUCGUCAUCAGGAGGCCUGAGCAUCUGCAGCCGUCACUUCCUGGACGAAGAAUGGGAGUGCGUGAGAGGCCGCGUGAGGCUCAAGCGAGCCGUCGUGCCCAGCCUCUUUGAUGACGUUGAAAAAGAAGACAACAAAUCCCCAGACCUGACAGAAGCCGUGCCAAAUAUAGACAAAAACCAUGAAGACAAAGAAAAAUCAAAAGAAAACGAAAAUACACAGAAAGAUACGAUUGACCCGACAAAAGAUAAAGAUCCAAAUAAAGAAGGAAAUGAUUCUGAAGAAGAGAAAAGUGAUAAAGAAAAAGAUAAAGAAGUAACAUCCCUAUUGUCAAAUGGUUCAGAUGAGAGAGUUCAAGAUAGUAAGGAAAAAGAAGUAAGAAGUAGCAAGAGUGUAAAUAGCAGGACAAGCAGUGAUAAAUGUAAGGAAAGCACGCCCAAACUGCCAUCCGGGCCCAGGGACAUAGACAAGGACAAAGUAGAAGACAUAGAAGACCUGCUCACGUACUACCACAUCAAACAGAACAACAUCCACCAGACGGAUGACGUCACCGCCCGGAACGGAACCGCCGAGGACCGGGACGGAACCGGUUCUAACCGGAACGGAACCGGUUCUAACCGGAACGGAACCGGUACUAACCGGAAUGGAACUGGAAUGAACCGGGAGACUGAAGUCGAGCAGAUUGAAAUUGAAGUCGAACCGAUACAAGCAGAGUCGGAUCCGGUGUUUAUAGAGAUAUCGGUGGAUAAAGAUCGCCCAGCCGGCGGGGACACAGGCGACUGCCUAAUGGUGCUGGAAAGCGUGCAAGUGGACAUAGAUCCCAGCGCGUUGCUGCCCGACCCAGACGCGCCCGUUGAAGAUGAUGCUAUGGACGCCAUGGAGCCCAUGGAAACUGUGGAGAUUGAUGACGCCCCUAGCGAGUGA
Molecule: messenger RNA, 1248 nt
Organism: Ostrinia nubilalis (European corn borer)
Lineage: Eukaryota; Metazoa; Arthropoda; Insecta; Lepidoptera; Crambidae
Product: RNA polymerase-associated protein LEO1-like
Exons: 9
Coding region: 181-1248 (355 amino acids)
Source: RefSeq, a predicted model, not a curated record